AUAGCUCUCAAGACCGUUUCAUUUUCUCUCUCUCUCUCUCUCUCACGCUUUGCUCUCUCUCAUAUAUUUUCAUCUUCUAUAAUCUUCGCAGUGCAUUUGCAGAUCUCUGUCUUUAGUUUCUGUUCCUCUCUUCGCCUGGAUCUGCAAAUGCGCGGCGUUUCGACUUCCUCUCUCCUCCGAUUCUUCAUUUCUCGGUUUUCCAAGCUUAGUUCGCUUGUCCUGUUGUUUCGCGGGGAGGAAAUUUGUAGUUAGGUUGAUUUAUAAUGAUUUGGAGAGCUUAUUGCGAAGAGAAACGUUGUCGAGUGGGAAUUGGGGUAUGCAGAUUUAUUCAUCUACAAGGAAACUAUGGAAGGUGAUAGAACAAAAUCGACUCCUUCAGUUGGGCUCAGCAUCAGCGAUGGUGCUCAGACGAUGCGAGCUCUUCAUGGGAGGACUAGUGGUCCUACAAGACGUUCUACAAAAGGGCAAUGGACAGCUGAAGAGGAUGAGAUUCUGCGCAAAGCUGUUCAACGCUUCAAAGGAAAAAACUGGAAAAAGAUAGCGGAGUGUUUCAAGGAUCGGACUGAUGUACAGUGUUUACAUAGGUGGCAAAAAGUCUUGAAUCCAGAACUUGUUAAAGGGCCAUGGUCAAAAGAGGAGGAUGAGCUAAUAAUUGAGUUGGUGAACAAAUUUGGGCCUAAAAAGUGGUCAACCAUUGCUCAGCACUUACCUGGACGUAUUGGAAAACAAUGCAGAGAAAGGUGGCAUAAUCAUCUUAAUCCUGCCAUAAACAAAGAGGCAUGGACUCAGGAAGAAGAACUGGCUUUGAUUCGUGCUCAUCAGAUUUUUGGGAACAGAUGGGCAGAGCUCACAAAGUUCUUGCCAGGAAGGACAGACAAUGCAAUAAAAAAUCACUGGAACAGUUCGGUAAAAAAGAAAUUGGACUCUUACGUAGCAUCCGGCCUUCUAGACCAAUUUCAGUUCCCCCUUCUUGCAAAUCAAAGCCAGCCUAUGCCUUCAUCUUCUUCAAGGGUGCAGAGCAAUGUAGAUGAUAGUGGUGCCAAAUGUAGGACAGAAGCAGAGGACAUAUCAGAAUGCAGCCAAGAAUCAAGCAUGAUUGGCUGCUCUAAGUCUGCAAGUGAUAUGGCUAAUGCUGCUGUAAAUACAAGAGAGCAGCAAUUCCACUUGUCUGAAAUGCCUGGUGUGGCAAAGGAGAAGAUUUCCAGUCCAGCGCUAUGUUCAGAAGAGUAUUACCCAUCUUUGGAAGAUGUCAAUUUCUCCAUUCCAGAAAUAUCUUGUGAAGCAGGGUACUCUGCUAGUGGGGAUUAUCAGUUUAGUUUACCAAAUCUACCUAAUAUUUCUUCCAUAGAAUUGGGGCAAGAAUCAUCAGGGUUGCCAACUCACUGUAUAGAUGCUAGCGAAAGCCAUGAAGUGAUGAAUGCUGCAUUUCAAACUUCUGUAGGAUUAAAUGCUCCUACAUCUUUUGUAAAUAUGGUUACAACUUCUGACAAACCAGAGCUUAUGUUGAUAACUGAUGAUGAAUGUUGUAGGGUCCUAUUCUCGGAGGCAGUGAAUGAUGGAUGUUUUGCCUCUGAAAAUUUUACACAAGGAUCUAAUAUUGUUGAACUGGGUGGCUGCACAAGUUCAUCACUUUGUCAGGCUUCAGACAUCCAAAUAUCUGAAACUGGAAGAACUCCAGCCUCACAAUCUAAUUGUCCUUCAAGGUCUGAAGUAUUAGCGACAUCAUGCUGUCAGUAUUUUGUGUCUCCUUCAGUUGCUUCAGUGGGGUAUGGCACACUUAUGUCUGGCAGAGAGCCCAGUCAGUUAAAUGGUCAACCUUUUGGACCUCAAGAGCAGGAAUUUACUAUGAAUGCACAUGAUGGCUUUAUCUAUACUAAUGAUGAUCAUACAGAUAAUACAGACCUGCCAGAGCAAUUAUACCUUGCCAAGGAUUCUUUGAAGUUGGUUCCGGUGAAUAGUUUUGGUUCAGAAUCUGAUGCAAUGCAAACUUGUGCCACUGUGGAUGAUGAGCCAAACUUGCCUGAAGAACAAGAUGUUGGAGCUCUAUGUUAUGAGCCACCUCGAUUUCCAAGCUUGGAUAUUCCAUUUUUCAGCUGUGAUCUUAUACCAUCUGGCAGUGAUAUGCAGCAAGAAUAUAGUCCCCUUGGUAUUCGCCAGCUGAUGAUGUCUUCCAUGAACUGCAUCACUCCAUUUAGGUUGUGGGAUUCACCAUCUCGAGACGAUAGUCCUGAUGCUGUGUUAAAAAGUGCUGCCAAAACUUUUACUGGUACACCAUCCAUAUUGAAGAAACGCCACCGUGACCUUUUGUCACCUUUAUCAGAAAGAAGAAGUGACAAAAAGCUGGAAACUGACAUGACAUCCAGUUUGACCAAAGAUUUCUCUCGUUUGGAUGUUAUGUUUGAUGAGAGUGGGACUGGCAGCACAUCUCAGGCUUCUCAAUCUGAACCUAAAACCCACUCUGGUGCCUCCAUGGAAGAAAAAGAAAACCUAUGCCAAGCAUUUAAUGGGGAGCAAGACAAUGGGGGAGAUCGCACUGAAUCGUUUGAUGAUAAAGCUCAGAAGAAAGAUUCUAAUGGAAUUAAUUCCCAUGGGAAUAUGGCAAAAGAAGCCUGCGAUAUUGAUACAAAGGACAAAACUGAUGCUGACGCUUCCAAUAAAGUUGUCCAACGGCCUUCAGCAGUGCUUAUUGAGCAUAAUAUAAAUGAUCUUCUAUUGUUUUCUCCUGAUCAAGUUGGUCUUAAAGCAGACAGACCAUUAUUGGCUUCAAGCACACGAACUCCAAGAAAUCAGUUUCAUAAAAGCUUUGGAGCUAUAUCAAAUCAGGGUUUUGCUUCUGAAUGCUUAUCCGGAAAUGCAUGCAUAGUUGUUAGCUCUCCUACUUUGAAAAUAAAGAACAGUGAAGGCCACUCAAUUGCUGUUACUACUGUGCAAUGUGUGACUUCAUCAGCAACCGCAGAGAAUUUGGUUGAUAAUGCUGGGAUUGAUGCUGCUAUUGAAAAUCAUAAUAUAUUUGGUGAAACUCCAUUCAAAAGAAGUAUCGAAUCCCCAUCAGCGUGGAAGUCUCCUUGGUUCAUCAACUCUUUUGUUCCGGGUCCAAGGAUUGACACAGAAAUAACAAUCGAGGACAUAGGAUAUCUUAUGAGCCCUGGGGAUAGAAGCUAUGAUGCCAUUGGGUUGAUGAAGCAAUUAAGUGAGCAUACCGCGGCUGCUUAUGCUGAUGCCUUGGAGGUUUUGGGAAAUGAAACUCCGGAAUCAAUUGUAAAGGCGAGACGAUCAAACAAUCCUAACGUCAACGAGGACAAGGAGAAUAACCAGUUGGAAAGCCGGUCACAUUUGGCUUCAAAUAUCCUGGCAGAGCGCCGGACUCUUGAUUUCAGCGAAUGUGGAACACCUGGAAAGGGAACUGAAAAUGGGAAGUCGUCAACCGCCAUGAGUAGUUUCUCAAGCCCCUCCUAUCUUUUGAAAGGUUGCAGAUAGUGACUUCUUUUGGCUAAAAAAGCACACCCCACCCCACGCCCUCCGCGGCAACGUAUUACUGUUUGUAGUCUAUACCAUAUAUAUAUGUAUGUCAUUUUUUUUUGUUUUAAAAAUUUGAAUUCAAUUUGUUGUGGAUCUAAUUAAUUAAUUGAUAAAAAGAUUGUUCAAGUGCAUAAAAGAUUCUUUCAGUA
Messenger RNA from Theobroma umbraticum, 3668 nucleotides. It is a transcript of the gene MYB3R-4, whose product is annotated as myb domain protein 3r-4. Gene Ontology annotation, molecular function: DNA-binding transcription factor activity, RNA polymerase II-specific; RNA polymerase II cis-regulatory region sequence-specific DNA binding. Gene Ontology annotation, cellular component: nucleus. Gene Ontology annotation, biological process: regulation of DNA-templated transcription. Lineage: Eukaryota; Viridiplantae; Streptophyta; Magnoliopsida; Malvales; Malvaceae. The record is from RefSeq and is a predicted model, not a curated record.